Mangifera indica (mango) is the source of this 1436-nucleotide messenger RNA. Its product is annotated as thioredoxin-like fold domain-containing protein MRL7L, chloroplastic. The record is from RefSeq and is a predicted model, not a curated record. The transcript is spliced from 6 exons. Gene Ontology annotation, cellular component: chloroplast stroma. NCBI's taxonomy places the organism in Eukaryota, Viridiplantae, Streptophyta, Magnoliopsida, Sapindales, Anacardiaceae. Bases 156 to 1208 code for a protein of 350 amino acids. Gene Ontology annotation, biological process: regulation of DNA-templated transcription; chloroplast organization.
GUUGCGUUAAAUGAUUAUUUGGUAUAAAUGAAUGGAUACAUUUGCCUUAUCCAUGAAAGGAGCAGCUGAGUUCUGGGUUUAGUCAGGGUUUUCAGCGACUCAAGAGGAAGAAGAGGAGCUCGUGUUAUUUUGGAAUCAACAGGACAGUUUAGAGCAUGGCGCUACAGCAAACAUUAAGUUUCAAGUGUUCAUAUCCACCUCUAAAGGAAAAUACAUUCAGAACUUCUUCAUUUGUUGUUAAAAUUCAAUCCCGAAGCGGCGCUGAGGUUUCUUCACCAAAGAUGGAGUGUACUGAUCUUAUAUCAAACUCUCUUAAAUUGCCUUUAAGGGCAGCUAGUUUAAGAAGAAGUAUAGCAGUGAGAUCUUUGAUGGAAAAGCUUGGAAAGAAAGGAGGAGGAGGAGAAGAAUCAAGUGAUGCAGAUGAUGAUGAUGAUGAUUCCUUCAUGAAAAAUAAUGUGGAUGAUGGUCCAUUUAUGGAUCUUGAAGAGAGACUUGAAUGGAGGAGAAAAAUCAGAGAAGUCAUUGAUCGGUGUCCUGAUGUUAAGGAGGAGAUAGACCCUAUUGAACGGAAGAAGAAGAUGCAGAAGCUGCUGGCUGAUUACCCCCUUGUUGUGGAAGAGGAUGAUCCUGAUUGGCCAGAAGAUGCUGAUGGGUGGGGUUUCAAUUUUGGUCAAUUUUUUGACAAGAUUACCAUCAAGAAUGUAAAGAAGGAUAAUGAUGAUGAGAAUUAUGAUAGCGAGAAUGAAAUAGUAUGGCAAGAUGAUAAUUAUAUCCGCCCAAUCAAAGAUAUCAAGACUGCAGAGUGGGAAGAGGCUGUGUUCAAAGACAUUAGUCCUUUAAUUGUUCUUGUACAUAAUCGGUAUAAAAGACCAAAGGAUAACGAAAAAAUUCGGGAUGAAAUAGAGAAAGCUGUGCACAUCAUCUGGAAUUGUCACCUACCUUCACCAAGAUGUGUAGCAGUUGAUGGUAAUGCCGAGCAGGAGUUGGUUUCUGCUUUACAAGUGUCCAUCUUCCCGGAGGUUAUAUUCACUAAAGCUGGAAAGAUCUUGUACCGAGAAAAAGCAAUUCGAACUGCAGAUGAGUUGUCAAAAAUGAUGGCUUUCUUUUAUUAUGGAGCUGCCAAGCCUGACUGUUUGAAAGACAUGGGAAGUAGCCAAGAAAUGAUCCCAUCUGUCAUCAUCAACCGUCCAACAGAGCUGAAGCUAUAGGAGUUGUUCUUUAGAAUAAGUCUCAUAUGGAAAUACCUUGUAUGAUAACUAAUUCUGAUUUAUAGCUUAUACAUAAGCUAGUGUAGGUGCUCUUGGAACGUUUAGUUAUUUCUUUAUCACUGGUUUCAGAAGCAACUAUGUCGACAGCCUUGUCUUCGCAUCCUAUAUUUUUGCACACUGGAAACAAAUGAAAUUAGCAAUGUAUGUUUUUGAUGCUUUGCUUGAAAA